AUGUUAUUGAAGCAAAACCCCAAUGGUGUUUUCAUUACGGAGAGCUGGUGCAAGCCUCAUAUGAUUAGUGAUGCCACGUUAAGUGGUCAAGGUAAGUACGCUGUGUUUCGUUGUGAUAGGGAUGGUGACAGACAAGGAGGGGGUGUCAUUGUUGCUCUACGGAAAGAUAUCCCCCACCGUCUGUAUGUAUCCAAAAAUUUCUCUGAGUAUUGUCAAGUAAUCAUUAUGGAGGUCACCAUUAGUUGUCAUGUAGUUAUUAUUGCUACGAUUUACAGAAGCCCCUCCUGUAGGUUUGACGCUUUUUGGGAGUUAAUUACAUUUCUCUCUGACCUUAUUCUCGAUUGUCCUAGCAAAAUCAUUAUUAUGGGCGACUUGAACUUUCCACUGAUUGAUUGGACCUCACUUAGUCAUCGGGGUAAUUUAAGUUCUCCCUCUUCGACUGCCCUUAUUGACCUUUGUGUGUCUUUUAACCUCAAGCAACUGGUCAUGGAGCCCACCCUUGGACUAAACAUACUUGAUAUUGUGUUGACUUCGGAUCCUGAAAUGGUUAGAUGUGUCGAAGUAAUGCCUCCCUUCAGCACAUCUGACCAUCGCAGUAUUAGCGUGCUUUUGUCUCAACCGAUUUCUUGUCAGCUCUUGAAGUAUACUCUCCGCCCCAAUUUCGCUAGAGGCGAUUUUGUCAGCAUCAACAGGGGCCUAUUAGAGAUUGACUGGGUGCCACUUAUUGCGGCAGGUUCUCCAAAUGAUGCUUACUCCUUGUUUGUUUCCAUCUGUCACUCGUUCAUUUCGCAGUACGUGCCAUGCUCCAAGGCUAAAACUUCACCCGGAUAUAUACCCAAGAAAAUUCUUCGCUUAAGGGCUAAAGUGAACCGCAUCUACGCCAAUGUUGAUCGUUAUGGUUUUCGUAUUUAUGCUAAAUACGCUCAGAAGCUUAAGCGUUUGAUCACUCGUUUAGCCAUUACUGAGGAAGAAAAACUUGCCAAGCAGAGAAACCUUCGUCGCUUUUUCAGAUAUUGCAAUAGUAAACUCAACGUGUCCGAUGAAAUCCCUGAGCUUAUUCUCGAUGGCAAUACCACUGCUCGUUCAGACUGGGAGAAAGUCGUAGCGUUUGCUGAGUAUUUCCGGGCUGUUUAUAGAGAAUCAAACACUACGAUAACGAUAUAUUAUAACACUGAAAAUGAGGAACUGACAGCAAUCAAGAGAAGUCUGAAAAUUCGAACAAAGUGUAAGAUCAUGACUUAUCCAUGUUCGUUGGGUGUUGCAGAAGAAGGACUUUUGCUCAAGGAAGGGUAA
This is a messenger RNA of Cooperia oncophora, 1293 nucleotides long. NCBI's taxonomy places the organism in Eukaryota, Metazoa, Nematoda, Chromadorea, Rhabditida, Trichostrongylidae. The record is from the annotation of a GenBank genome assembly.